AUGUGGGCAGUCGACAGCGGUACGACGCAUCACAUCUGCAACGACAAGGCCAAGUUCACAAGCCUGAAUGAGCGAGAUGAAGGUGAUCUAUCGCUGGCUGAUGGCAGAAAAACCGCGAUCAAGGGUGUGGGAUCCAUAGGGGAACGGGUGGUUCUGCCUAGUGGCAACGAACGCAACAUCGAGAUCAAAGACGCACUGUUUGUACCAAGUAUGAGCAAGAAUCUUCUUUCGGUACCGCAGAUCAACAAGGGUGGCAGGUUACAAGUUUUGUUUGAUGGGUCCAAGAUGCAAGUAACGCGCAAGAAUAACAAGCAAGUCGUGGUGACAGGGGAUCUCGUCGAUGGACUUUACUGGCUGCGGAUUUCUAACGAUCGGCUAAUGCAGCGACACACAAUGGGGCCAUCGACUUACACGCGCGCAUGGGUCAUGCGCACCUCGAUGUUCUGCGCAAGAUGGUGGCCACCGGCAUGA
Messenger RNA from Peronospora matthiolae, 471 nucleotides. Lineage: Eukaryota; Oomycota; Peronosporomycetes; Peronosporales; Peronosporaceae. The record is from the annotation of a GenBank genome assembly.